AUGUACUACUUCGGCACGAACCUGGAGAACCGCUUCUCGGUGCCGGGCUUCUGGCCCACGCAGGAACAGAGUCACAGGAUCCCUUACGAGCGGGACGAGAUCAGGGCCGAGAUCGAGCGUCAUCAGAGGAUGUUGAGGGAGAGACGGACAGAAAUGCAGAGGGAGAGGGAGAGCGAGAGGGCGAAAGAGCACGAACAUCAGCAGGGGCAAGGGCAAGAGAAGCUGCCUACCUGA
Molecule: messenger RNA, 234 nt
Organism: Cladophialophora carrionii CBS 160.54
Lineage: Eukaryota; Fungi; Ascomycota; Eurotiomycetes; Chaetothyriales; Herpotrichiellaceae
Exons: 1
Coding region: 1-234 (77 amino acids)
Biological process (GO): mitochondrial respiratory chain complex IV assembly
Cellular component (GO): mitochondrion; mitochondrial inner membrane
Source: RefSeq, a predicted model, not a curated record